Messenger RNA from Astyanax mexicanus (Mexican tetra), 3579 nucleotides. RefSeq names its product frizzled class receptor 7a (gene fzd7a). Gene Ontology annotation, cellular component: plasma membrane. Bases 806 to 2521 code for a protein of 571 amino acids. Gene Ontology annotation, biological process: canonical Wnt signaling pathway; non-canonical Wnt signaling pathway. Gene Ontology annotation, molecular function: Wnt-protein binding; Wnt receptor activity. The record is from RefSeq and is a predicted model, not a curated record. The transcript has a single exon. NCBI's taxonomy places the organism in Eukaryota, Metazoa, Chordata, Actinopteri, Characiformes, Acestrorhamphidae.
GUGAAUGAGGGGCGUCUGGAAACAGGCGCCACACAUUACAGUGGGAGCGCUGUGCUGGAGCUCAAACCAUCCAGAGAGAGAAAGAGAGAGGCUGAGGACUGCAGAAAGACGAGGAGCAGGACCAGAUAACACUGCUGAGAAAACACCGCGAGCCUGGACGAGCUGAAACACCGCGUUUGAGGUCGAUAUCUGCCUGCAAAUUACUGGAGGACCCCUGUGACCAGCGAGGUUCAUGGAAAAGUUGGGGUCGAGCUGCUGGGUUUGCUAGUCUGUGGAAUAGCGAGCCUGGCUUUGAAAUCAGACCCUGGCGGACUUGUGCGCUUAAAGCGGGGGCUUUCUGAAUUCGACGGAGACCUAGCUAAGUUUAUUAAGAGAGAGGAAGAGUGGAAAUCGUCGUCGACUUUUAAAGGACUAUAAAACACUGCCUGCUUUUUUGUCGAAGCUUUUGGCUUUUUCGGACUGCAUAGAGGAAACCUGCUUGAACUUUGAGGGUUUUUUUUCUUGGAAAACACGAGUGACCUUUGUUUUCUUUUCUUCCUCAUUUUCCAUCAAAAAUCAUUUUGGCUGAAUGAACACAAAACUUAAGACAUUUUAAAGAGGCUGCUGUGAACUUUGAGAGUUUUUUUGCAUUGGAAAACACAAAUGAGUUGUUGAGGUGUAAAGCCACACAGUAUAUAUUUAGUUUUCCUCCUCUGUUUGGUUUGUUUUGAACAUAUUUCUCUUCAAAAAUCAUUUUUGUCGGAACAAAAGUAAAGUUUAAGCCUUUUUAACACCCCAGCCAAGCCUACCCGCGGCUCCCUUCACAAUGCCGGCCCCUAUAAAUCGGACUCUCCGCUGCCUGCUGCUGGUUCUCCUCGCGUCGUGCCUGCUGAGCUCCCAGCCGAGCGGCGCUCAGUACCACGGCGAGAAGGGCAUCUCGGUGCCGGAGCACGGCUUCUGCCAGCCCAUCUCCAUCCCCCUGUGCACGGACAUCGCCUACAACCAGACCAUCAUGCCCAACCUGCUGGGCCACACGAACCAGGAGGACGCCGGACUGGAGGUGCACCAGUUCUACCCGCUGGUGAAGGUGCAGUGCUCGGCGGACCUCAAGUUCUUCCUGUGCUCCAUGUACGCGCCUGUAUGCACGGUGCUGGAGCAGGCCAUCCCCCCGUGCCGCUCGCUGUGUGAGCGGGCACGCCACGGCUGCGAGGCGCUCAUGAACAAGUUCGGCUUCCAGUGGCCGGAGCGCCUGCGCUGCGAGAACUUCCCCGUGCACGGAGCCGGAGAGAUCUGCGUGGGCCAGAACACAUCCGAGGCAGCCGGCGGCGGAGCCGGGGCGACGUCCGAGCCGACGGGCUACGGGCGAGAGCCGCUCACGCUGCCCCCUGGUGCCGGUGGCGCUGGUGGUAUAGGCUCUGGGGGCAAGUCAAGCCCUCAUUUCACGUGCCCCCUACAGCUGAGGGUGCCCAGCUACCUGAACUACCACUUCAUGGGUGAGAAGGACUGCGGAGCCCCCUGCGAGCCCACCAAGCCCAACGGUCUGAUGUACUUCAGGGAGGAGGAGGUGAAGUUUGGCCGCCUCUGGGUGGGAAUCUGGUCGGUGCUGUGCUGCGCCAGCACCCUCUUCACCGUGCUGACCUACUUGGUGGACAUGCGGCGGUUCCGCUACCCCGAGCGGCCCAUCAUCUUUCUCUCGGGCUGCUACUUCAUGGUAGCUGUGGCGUACGCGGCCGGCUUCUUCCUGGAGGACCGUGUAGUCUGCAUCGACCGCUUCAGCGACGACGGCUACCGCACGGUGGCGCAGGGCACUAAGAAGGAGGGCUGCACCAUCCUCUUCAUGAUCCUCUACUUCUUUGGCAUGGCCAGCUCCAUCUGGUGGGUCGUUCUGUCCCUCACGUGGUUCCUCUCGGCUGGCAUGAAGUGGGGCCACGAGGCCAUUGAGGCCAACGCGCAGUACUUCCACCUGGCCGCCUGGGCCGUGCCCGCCGUCAAGACCAUCACCAUCCUCGCGCUUGGCCAGGUGGACGGCGACGUUCUGGCGGGCGUGUGCUACGUGGGUGUGCACAGCGUGGACGCGCUGCGCGGCUUCGUGCUCGCCCCUCUCUUCGUAUACCUCUUCCUGGGCACGUCGUUCCUGUUGGCGGGAUUCGUCUCGCUCUUCCGCAUCCGCACCAUCAUGAAGCACGAUGGCACCAAGACGGAGAAGCUGGAGAAGCUCAUGGUGCGCAUCGGCGUCUUCAGCGUGCUCUACACGGUGCCCGCCACGGUGGUCAUCGCCUGCUACUUCUACGAGCAGGCGUUCCGCCCGCAGUGGGAGCGCACGUGGCACAUGCACACGUGCAAGCGCUUCGCCGUGCCCUGUCCGGCCGGGGACUUUGCGCCGGUCACGCCAGACUUCACCGUCUUCAUGAUCAAGUACCUGAUGACCAUGAUCGUGGGCAUCACAUCGGGCUUCUGGAUUUGGUCCGGCAAGACGCUUCAGUCUUGGCGCAGGUUUUACAAGAGGCUCAGUAACAGUAACCAAGGCGAGACGACAGUAUGAGAUGGACAAAUACGUAGAAAAGGAUGAGGACAGUGAUCCGAGAGCCACAUCCAGUAGUAAAUCCCACUUUGCACUGGACAGGUUCAUGUUUUCUUGCUCUAGCUGGCCCACAUCACACAUCCUUGUUGCUGUUUUAAGUCCGAAUGGAGCUAACCUCUGGCCUUCUAGAGCUAGCUAGCUCCAAGGCUACAAGCCAGUCCACAGGGAACAAAAUUAUGGACAUCUAGGGCUCCCUGAGGACUGGGUUGAACGCUACGGCCCUAAAUCAUCUAAUUCAUCAGCUAAUAGUUGAGGAGGAAAACAUAUACACUUGGGAACCAUUUAUAGUUUCCUAUUGUCACAAGCAUAAUAACUUUUAAGUCCUUUUUGAGCCAUUUCAGCUGUGAUAGAGCAAGAAAACAGAAUUCUGCAGUGCAGAUGGACUACAGGUUCAGAGCUGAAAUAACAGGGCUAGACUCACAGUUUUUCUGAGAUGCAUUCUCCUUAAAAGCCUGAGCAAGGAACUGAACUCCUAACGCAAAUACGAGCCAAACUAACACACAUGCAUUCUAUGGACACUGAACAUGUGCCAAGAUGAUCCCAAACCUAUGGACAAGAUAUGACUAUAGCUCUAUGUAACAGUAUAAUUCACAGAUGUGAUCUGUGCAGAUCUGUAGGACGCAUAGGCCUCCACCCGACUGGCACAGUAUGUGUUAUGCUCAUUACUGUUGAAUCACCGCUCCGUCAAUGAAAGUUGAACAUGUUUGCCUUAUAAAUGUAUCUCUUCCUUUUUUGUUGUUUUUAUAUGGGCUUGUAUAACUUUCACAGGCACAGACAAUCCUGCAUAGUUCUGUGGCACAAAUGGGCUUGUGGGCUAUAUGCAUGUGUACAGCUGUGAAAUUAUGCAAGCUCCUUUUUUUCAACUCCACAACAUGUAAAUAAUCACCUUUUCUUAAAGAAUAUAUGUAUUUAUGAAGAUAAUCUUGUUCUUUUUUCUACUUGAUUUUUAAAAAAUGAAAAUUGGUAAGAGGACAUUUGUACAUGUACAGUUUCACUGAAUAAAAUGAUUAGAUUUUUAA